Messenger RNA from Ctenocephalides felis (cat flea), 921 nucleotides. RefSeq names its product CLIP-associating protein-like. The record is from RefSeq and is a predicted model, not a curated record. Gene Ontology annotation, cellular component: microtubule plus-end; centrosome; spindle pole. NCBI's taxonomy places the organism in Eukaryota, Metazoa, Arthropoda, Insecta, Siphonaptera, Pulicidae. Gene Ontology annotation, molecular function: microtubule plus-end binding; microtubule plus end polymerase activity. The transcript has 5 exons. The annotation marks the transcript as partial. Gene Ontology annotation, biological process: establishment or maintenance of microtubule cytoskeleton polarity; mitotic spindle organization; microtubule polymerization.
AUGUUAAUAAUGUCUUGAGUGUGCUUCGAACAUUUCUUUUUAAAAAAUGAAUUUAUAUAUUUACUUAAAUAAGAGAUAAAUAGUAAGUGUACUGCUUAAAUAUGUCAUUAAAACCUGUAUCUUUGGAUGAGUUUAUUGGCCUGCUGGGUAAAACAGACUUGAGGCAGCGUCAGAAUUUGGCUGAUGCUCUUGUUGCAUAUUUGGCCGAUGAUAAUAAUUCUCUUGAAUGUGAGGAUUUAGGUCUAUUAGUAGAUGGACUUUUACCAUGGUUAGAUGGUGGAAAUUUUAAGAUUGCUCAAAGCACUCUUGAAGUAUUCAAUGAAUUAAUCGGACGCCUUGGAAGUGAUUUUAGUGCUUACGCAGCUACAGUAUUAACACACAUCAUAGACAGGUUAGGAGAUUCAAGGGAAACAGUUAGAGAAAAGGCUCUUAUAGUAUUGCAAAAGUUAACCGAAUGUCAAGUCUUUAGUGCACAGGUUUUGCUGAGCAAAUUAAUCCCAUAUUUUAAACAUAAAAAUGCUAAACUUCGAGAGGAAGUUUUGCGAUGUGUUGUGCUCACACUCAAUGAGCAUGGCAGUCAAGCACUUUCACUUAAGACAUUUAUUCCUUGCAUAAUGAGCUUGUUGAGUGAUCCAAAUUCUGCUGUCCGUGAUGCCUCUAUCAAUACUCUAGUCGAAAUAUAUAAACAUGUUGGUGAGAGGUUGAGGGUUGAUUUAAGGAAAAAAGACAUACCUGCACCGAAAUUAGCAUUAUUGGAAAAUCGGUUUGAUGAGGCUAGAAAUCUUGGAUUACUGUUGCCUUCUGCAAUGGGUCCAGCUGAUGAACCUGAUAAUUUAGUAAUGCAAAGACCAGCUAAACCAGUGAAAAGAGCUGCUAGUAUGCCACUGAAAAAGGGAAUUAAUAAUCAAGCUGAGACACCCG